Molecule: messenger RNA, 2632 nt
Organism: Cuscuta epithymum
Lineage: Eukaryota; Viridiplantae; Streptophyta; Magnoliopsida; Solanales; Convolvulaceae
Source: the annotation of a GenBank genome assembly
ACAAUCUCCCUUGGCCAGGCACCGAAUCAAGGCAGAGACCCUGAACCCAAUUGUUGAUGUAUGUUACAACUACUCAAAACACGAAACCCCCAAGUCACCCUUCCCGCGCAGUGGAAUUUUCUAUCAAGGGCCUCUGUCGCAUGACCGAGACAGUGGCGAGCCAUCAGUUGAAAUUAAAAGUUCCCGUCGUGAACCUCUGUCAACCAAUCCACGACAAAAUGAAAAUCCAACACAGACCCACAACAUAUAGCAAGUGAGAAUCGCUAAAUCGGUCGAACGUAUUCAAUAGUUCGAGGUUAUUCCCCAACCACAAAGCCGCAAGCCUCCUGGCCACCGCAAACCACCAGGGCCCGACUUCUCACGGAAAUCAGAAGAAGCAAGAAGGACGAGUGUACGACGAUUCAACGGACCACUUCGCCGCUGCUCUAGUGCUCUCGGCUCUCGCCUCUGGAGUGAAGCCGUGAAAAAUGGAAGGAGGAUGAAGGAUUGGGUGUUGACCUCUGCGGCUCCGCCACCAACGCCAGCGCAAGCUGCCAGGCCGCCACUGCCCCACCGCAACUCCGCGACCCGCCUCCCUUCCGGUGCCAAAAAGCUGCAGAUAAUUUUGGGUUUGUCUCCCCUGCGUUGCUUCUGGAAGGUGUAUUCUCAUUGCUCGUUAGCAAAAGAAAUGCUAUAUGUAGGAAUAGAGGCUACCUCUCUUUUGCACAGCAAUCGAGGUCAGCCCCUAUUUUGCACAAGAAUCUAGGAGGCAAGAGACAGCUUUUAUACCCCCCAUAACAUCACUUAUCAGUUCUUAGCAGCACUGCUGGUAGGCUAUAGUUUUGUUCCCGAUUCCUAUUAUCCCCGGAACUAUAUAAUAUGAUCAAGAGUGUCGGAGUUCCAUCGAAUUCGGCUAUUUGGGUCACAUCUCCCCACCGCGCGAUCCAUUUCUUCCAUGUAUCUAUAUUUUGCAGUCUCAUUCCUCACAAAAACAAAUCCUACGACGCAGUUGCCUUCUCUAACAUCCGCUGCACUUCUGUUGUGUCUGAACCCCGCCACAAUUCCAGCCUAGUUAAAUCUGAGGAACCCGCUGAUGACGAAUAUGAGGAGAAAGUUGUUAGAAAUGGUUCUUAUUAUACAGACAUUGCUUCAAAGAUAGAAGACUUGAGUACAAAUGGAUUACCUCUUCAAGCCGAAAGAAUUGCAUUUAGUAUGAGAUCUGAAGGCUAUCUACCCGAUGUUGCAACCCUAUCUGCCUUGAUGUUAUGCUAUGCCAGCAACGGUCUAGUAAGUAAAUCGCUUGCAGUUUGGGAUGAAAUAGUAAACAGUUCUUUUGUGAUGGAUGUUCAAGUAGUUACAAAACUAAUUGAUGUCUACGGACGUAUGGGACGUUUUGAUAUUGUUGUAAGAAUUCUUCGUCAAAUAAAAAUAAAAGACCCUACCAAGCUUUCACAUGUUUAUCCAUUGGUUAUAUCUUGUUUUGGAAAAAGAGGUCAACUUCAACAGAUGGAGGUUAUGCUAAAGGAGAUGGUUUCCAUGGGGUACUCUAUAGAUUCUGCAAUGGGAAAUGCCUAUGUCAUAUACUAUAGCCGGUUUGGCUCACUUUCCGAGAUGGAAUGUGCCUAUGGGCGCCUCAAGAGUACGAGACUUCUCAUAGAGGAAGAAGCAAUUAGGUCAAUCUGUAGUGCUUAUAUCAAAGAGGAGAAAUUUUACCAACUAGGGGAGUUCAUCAGGGAUGUGGGCCUUGAUAGGAGGAAUGUAGGGAAUCUUCUUUGGAAUGUUUUGUUAUUAUCGUAUGCUGCCUGCUUCAAAAUGAAAAGCUUGCAGAGAGAAUUUGUGAGAAUGACUGAAAGUGGAUUUCGUCCUGAUCUUACUACGUUCAACAUUAGGUUAUCCGCUUUCUCAAAAAUGUCCUUAUUCUGGGAUCUUCAUGUGAGCAUUGACCAUAUGAAGCACGAAAAUGUGGUUCCUGAUAUUGUUACUUAUGGAUCCAUCAUCGAUGCUUACCUGGAGAGAAGACUAGGAAGGAAUUUGGAUUUUUCUUUGGGCAAAAUGAAUGUGAAUGAUCAUGUUUCUGUGCUAACAGAUGCACUCAUGUUUGAGGCUUUAGGGAAAGGGGAUUUCCAUUUAAGUUCAGAGGCUUUCAUGGAGUACAGCAGUAAAAGGUGGACUUAUAAACAGCUUAUAAGAACUUACCUGAGGAAAAUGUCCCGACAUGAUCAAAUAUUUUGGAAUUACUAACAAUGAAAAAAGCACAGUUUAUCAAGUUUCUUCUUGAGAAUCAGCCUCACAUGUUUAGUGGUCAAAAUUUUCGAAACAAACUGCUUCUGCUAUCAAUAUGGAGGUUAUCUUGUGCAAGACAGUGUCAUUCACCAGAUAAAUUUUCCACGGUGCAGGUACUAGAAACGCUGUCAACCCUAUCAUGUGUUUGAUGGACUGAGAAAUUCUGGUAUAAUAAUGAAGAACCAAAUCUCAUGAAUAUAUACACACUUACACGCACGAAUGAGGAAAAGCAUGUCUAGCUAACCUUCCUAAUUCCUAUAUUUGAGUGUAGCUGUGUGGUAACAUUUCCACUAUGCAUGUGAGUUACAAAAUAAUAUGUACAAACAAUAAGAAGAUAGAAAAAAUCUUAAAUAAAUAUUAUGUUCUAAUA